UGGACCUCAAAAGACAUGAGUGGCCUGCUUCUUGUGCAGAGUACAUUUCCCUCCUGCAACGAGUUGGGAUAACCUACAGUAGCUCUACGCCUUGAAGCAGGUCUCGAGUUCGAGUCUGGUUAGCUCAAUCUGAGAGGCUCAGAUUUUCAAGAUGGUUUCUGAAAAUGAAAAUGGAAAUCCCGAGAGCUCAUUUAAUGUGACACGGGAUGGUUUAAAUGGAAAUAGAGAAACAGAAAAGAAAGAAGGAAAGAAUUAUGAAGAUUGGCUUCCAAUCACAUCAUCUCGUAAUGCAAAAUGGUGGUACGCAGCAUUUCACAAUGUCACUGCUAUGGUCGGUGCUGGAGUCCUCAGCUUACCCAAUGCAGUAUCGCACUUGGGAUGGGGUCCAGGAGUUCUUGUGCUUGUUCUAUCUUGGAUGAUUACCCUAUACACACUCUGGCAGAUGGUUGAAAUGCAUGAAAUGAUUCCAGGAAAACGUUUUGAUCGAUAUCACGAACUAGGACAGCAUGCUUUUGGAGAAAAGCUUGGUUUAUGGAUAGUUGUUCCACAGCAAUUGAUAGUAGAAGUCGGAGUAGAUAUAGUGUAUAUGGUUACUGGGGGGACAUCUCUGAAGAGGUUUCACGAACUUGUUUGUACAGGUUGCAAGAAGAUUAAAUUGUCUUACUUCAUUGCAAUUUUUGGUUCAGUUCACUUUGUUCUGGCACAGCUGCCCAAUUUUAAUUCAGUGGCUGGAAUUUCCCUGGCUGCAGCAGUAAUGUCCCUCAGCUAUUCCACAAUUGCUUGGGGAGCCUGUGUCCAUGAGGGGCAACAACCCGAGGUGCACUAUGGUAUAAAAAGCUCAUCCACUGCAGAUGCAGUGUUUAAUGUGUUUAAUGCUCUGGGAAACGUGGCCUUUGCUUAUGCUGGGCACAAUGUGGUCCUAGAGAUCCAAGCUACUAUACCAUCCAAACCAGAGAGACCAUCAAAGGUUCCUAUGUGGCGAGGAGUAGUUGUUGCAUACAUCAUUGUUGCUGUCUGUUACUUCCCUGUAGCACUGGUCGGUUACUGGGCUUUUGGAAACGGUGUUGAAGACAAUAUUCUAAAAUCGAUUGGAAAACCCAAAUGGCUUAUUGCAACAGCAAACAUGAUGGUGGUGAUCCAUGUGAUUGGAAGCUAUCAGAUCUAUGCCAUGCCAGUAUUCGACAUGAUGGAAACGGCAUUGGUCACCAAACUUAACUUUACUCCAGGAAUGCGGCUACGUUUGAUUGUUCGCUCACUCUAUGUUGCGGCAACUUGCUUCGUUGGUAUUUCAAUUCCUUUCUUUGGGGGUCUACUUGGAUUCUUUGGAGGGUUUGCAUUUGCUCCAACAACCUACUUUCUUCCAUGCAUCAUGUGGCUUGCAAUAUACAAACCAAGAAGGUUUAGCUUUUCAUGGAUAGCGAAUUGGGUAUGUAUAGUUUUGGGAGUUAUACUCAUGAUAGUAUCAUCCAUAGGUGGUUUGAGGACAAUAAUAAAGGAAGCAUCAACAUACAAAUUCUAUUCAUAAAUUAUAUAGAGAGCUAUUGGUACCUUCCAUUACAUAAUAGCAAUCUUUAUUGUUAUCUAGGAUAUUUGUUCAUGCUUUUCUUGUACUUUUAUCUUUGCCCUGUGAUGUUUAAUUUGGUUUGUAUUCUACUACAAGUUGUUAUACCUACUUCACUCCUAGUUGGGAGUACAAUAAAAAUAUGUGUGGUCAUUUGAUCAAUACAAAAUGAAAGUGAUGUUAUGCUAA
Molecule: messenger RNA, 1750 nt
Organism: Cryptomeria japonica (Japanese cedar)
Lineage: Eukaryota; Viridiplantae; Streptophyta; Pinopsida; Cupressales; Cupressaceae
Product: lysine histidine transporter 1
Exons: 8
Coding region: 152-1525 (457 amino acids)
Cellular component (GO): plasma membrane
Source: RefSeq, a predicted model, not a curated record